Messenger RNA from Ziziphus jujuba (common jujube), 2083 nucleotides. RefSeq lists its product as uncharacterized. NCBI's taxonomy places the organism in Eukaryota, Viridiplantae, Streptophyta, Magnoliopsida, Rosales, Rhamnaceae. Gene Ontology annotation, molecular function: beta-glucosidase activity. The transcript has 8 exons. The record is from RefSeq and is a predicted model, not a curated record. The coding region runs from base 43 to 1941 and encodes 632 amino acids. Gene Ontology annotation, biological process: glucan catabolic process.
UUAUUUCAUUAAUUUUUACUAGUAGAACUCAGAGAGCGUUGAAUGAUGGCGAAGAUUAUUCCAUCCCACAUAGUGGGAGUACUAGUUGUGUUGUUGUUGUUGUUCUGCUGCUGCUCAGGCAUAACAGCAGCAGAAUAUAUGGCAUACAAGGACCCCACACAGCCUAUGAAUGCAAGAAUUAGAGAUUUGAUGAGCAGAAUGACUCUAGCUGAAAAGAUUGGUCAGAUGACUCAGUUGGACAGAGCAAAUUCGACAUUUGAGAUCAUGAGGGAUUUCUCAAUUGGCAGUGUACUGAGUGGUGGAGGAAGCGUUCCUAAAAUGCAGGCCACUGCAGAGGAUUGGAUUGAUAUGGUUGACAAUUUCCAAAAUGGUUCACUUUCAAGCAGGCUUGGCAUCCCUAUGAUUUAUGGCAUUGAUGCUGUUCACGGUCACAACAAUAUCUACAAGGCUACCCUAUUUCCACAUAACGUUGCACUUGGAUGCACCAGGGAUAGAGACCUUGUGAGAAAAAUUGGUGAAGCAACUGCCCUUGAAGUUAGAGCUACCGGUAUUAAUCAUGCAUUUGCACCAUGUAUUGCGGUGUGUCGAGAUCCGAGAUGGGGAAGAUGUUUUGAGAGUUAUAGUGAGGAUCCCAAGAUUGUCCAAGACAUGACUGAUAUCAUAUUAGGAUUGCAAGGUGAAGGUCCAAAGAAGGGUGUUCCUUUUGUUGGUGGAAAAAAACACAUAGCAGCUUGUGCAAAGCACUUUGUGGGUGACGGAGGCACAACUGACGGUAUCAAUGAGAACAACACAGUGACUGAUUGGCAUGGAUUGUUGAGCAUUCAUAUGCCUGGCUACUAUGACUCUGUAAUCAAGGGUGUGGCUACCAUCAUGACUUCCUACUCCAGUUGGAAUGGAAUGAAGAUGCAUGCUAAUCGCAACCUAGUCACCGGUUUUCUAAAGAACACACUUAAAUUCCGGGGUUUUGUUAUUUCUGAUUGGCAAGGUAUUGAUAGGAUUACCACCCCAGCUGGUGUAAAUUACACUUACUCUGUUCUUGAGGGUAUUAAUGCUGGCAUUGACAUGAUUAUGGUUCCAUACAACCACACCAUGUUCAUUGAUACUCUAACAGACCUCGUGAACAAGAAGUUUGUCUCCAUGAGUCGUAUCGACGAUGCUGUUAGGAGAAUUCUACGGGUUAAGUUUACAAUGGGUCUAUUUGAGAAUCCAUGGGCUGAUAGGAACUUAAUCAGCGAGCUUGGAGCCCAGGCACAUAGGGAUUUGGCAAGGGAAGCUGUGAGGAAGUCACUUGUCCUGUUGAAAAAUGGAGAGAAUGCAGAUUCUCCUAUGCUACCACUACCCAAAAAUGCAUCAAAAAUACUAGUUGCUGGAAGUCAUGCAAGCAAUUUAGGCUACCAAUGUGGUGGUUGGUCAAUUACUUGGCAAGGACUUGAUGGCAACAACUAUACUGCAGGAACAACCAUCCUUGAAGGCAUUACAGCUGCAGUAGAUCCAAGCACAGAAAUUGUGUACAGCCAAGAUCCUGAUUCAGAUUUUGUAGAAUCAAACAAUUUUACUUAUGGCAUUGUUGUUGUUGGGGAGCUUCCAUAUGCAGAGACAGCAGGGGAUAGUUUAAACUUGACAAUUGCUAGUCCAGGUCCAGAUACAAUCAGCAAUGUAUGUGGCAAAGUUAAGUGUGUGGUGAUAGUAGUCAGCGGUCGUCCUGUCGUGAUCGAGCCAUAUCUUUCCUCCAUUAAUGCUCUGGUUGCUGCAUGGCUUCCGGGAACAGAAGGACAAGGAAUUGCUGAUGUUUUGUAUGGUGAUUAUGGUUUCACUGGGAAGCUUUCUCGUACUUGGUUCAAGACAGUCGAUCAGCUCCCCAUGAAUUUUGGAGAUGCACAUUAUGAUCCACUCUUCCCCUUAGGAUUUGGACUCACAACCAAUCCAGUUGUGUCAAAUUAGACAUUCUUUUUAGACUCAUUAGGAUUAAUGGUUGAGUCACACUCAAAUAGUAUUUUUAGUUUUUCGGUUAUUUUUUUGUUUUUUUUCCUUUUCCGGUUGAUUUGUUCCGUAUUUGAUUAAACAGAGAUUAUGGUUCUUAAUA